AUGGACACUCAGAGGACUGCCGAGACUAAUCCAAGACGUUCAACACCUGGAAAUACCGGCGUCCAUCGAGUCCAAUCUCAAACACGAGGGCACAAUAAUUCUCCAAUUUCAACUGCCAACCGCCCCUCAAGAAAUCCCCGUGGACAGCAGCUCAGAGAUCACUUGUGUAGUUUCUUCGACAGUGACGCUAGAGACAAGCGAGAACGCGAGCAAAACAUGACCAAUCUGUAUGCCAUCCAGUUGCAAGAUGCGCACACAACGAUCCACCGACUGGAACAGGAGAUUGCUCGCUUACGAGAUGGCGUCAAUAUCCAGCUUAUCCGACUGCAAGACGAGCACACUCGAGUGCAAGCCGAACUUCAGAAGACGAAGGACAAGCUAGAUCAGGCCCAGAGGGACCUGUACCAGCAAACAUCCGAGAACACAAAUCUGCGCAGCAAGUUGGAAAUCAUGCAGCUCCGAAUGGAGGUGCGAGGCGGUACGAUGAUACACCAUCAGCAACCUCAAGGUGGUUUUUACGGCUCAGGCUUUAGUGGCCCAUCGAGAAUGGGAACCGGUGGAUUUCCGAGUCAAUCAACCGAGCCCCGUUACAUGGGCAGCGAAGCAGUGUUGCCAUCUGAGGCAAAUGAAGCUAUGGGGCAAGAUGUUUUUACCUCAAGUAUGCCCGCCCCACGAAGUGGUACUUCUUUCGCCGCCGAAUCGCUCCGAGCCCGUCACCUUACACAAUAG
Molecule: messenger RNA, 729 nt
Organism: Puccinia triticina
Lineage: Eukaryota; Fungi; Basidiomycota; Pucciniomycetes; Pucciniales; Pucciniaceae
Exons: 1
Coding region: 1-729 (242 amino acids)
Source: RefSeq, a predicted model, not a curated record